CAUGUUCACUGGACCCAACCUGAACCUGAGCAAAGUGGAACGCAGGCAGAUGGGCGCGUACCUCUGCAUCGCUUCCAACGACGUGCCGCCCUCUGUCAGCAAGAGGAUCAUGCUCAAUGUUAACUUUCCGCCAUCAAUUUUGGUUGCGACACAGCUGAUAGGUGUUCCAAGCGGAACACAGGCCAAGUUAGAGUGCUUUGUAGAAGCAUAUCCUCAACCUAUCACAUAUUGGCUGAAAGAUGGAGAGCAGAUGAUUUUGUCAAGUGGCAAGCUCGACAUAUCCGAAGACAGAAUCUCUCAGUACCAACUCCGUACUAUACUCACUAUAAAUAGCUUCACUUCUGAAGACAGACCGGGGACAUACACCUGCGUGUCUGCUAAUACUAUGGGGAAAGCAGAAGGACAUUUAAGAGUAUAUGAAAUAAAAAUAACGACUACGACAACAACGACAACCACUACGACUACAACGACCACAACGACAACAACGACGCCACCACCGACUACCACAGAACCGCCGCCACGUUACGUUGUUCCACUCCAACCAGCUGAGCAAAAGUUUUACACGCCAGAUGUGACUACGUACGAUACAAUGCAAAAUGUUAUCGAGCAGUCUGUGCUGGACAAUAACUGGCUACCUACAGCGGACUCAACAGGUUCCAGAGGCCAAGCCUUGUCCCUUCCGUUUCUCGCUAUCAUCUCACUGCUACCACAGUUAAGUAACAUAAUAAAUUUUAGCUCUAAUAUAUUACAUUCAAUUAAUUAUAGGAAUAAAAUAAUAAAAUUUAUCGUCCAUUGUGCAAGAUGAUAAGUUAUAAAAGCUUUUUAAAAAUCUGUCAAUUUAAAUUACUUUAAGAUGUUUAUUUGCUAUGAGUAAAUUAGAAAACUUUCCAAGUAGAGGCGUCAAGUUGAAUGCUAAGUCGGCUACUUGAUAUUACCGUUGUUCAUAUUUUGCAUAAAAUCAUUGUGUACCGUCUAAGUUUAUAGCUGUACAAAUGUAUUUCAUUAUAAUAUUUUUAACUUUUAUUACCUGUAUAUCAAAAUCUAAAGGUUUGCGCUGUCGUACAUGAAUAUUUAUGAAAGAAACAAUUAGAAUAUUGUUGCAUAUUCCGCCAAGACUAAUUCAUAAAAGGUUCUCACGUUAGAAUUUGAAUUAAAGGCAACACUUAUUCCUAAUAUUUGUGUGGCUAUUUUGGCAGGCUGUCCGACGUCGUAAAUCUUGAGGAAAUAAUGAAGUACUUUUUCAUUCGGACCUAACGCCUCUGUUUGUGAAGGUUCUUAGGCAAUAAAAAUGAUUAAUUUCACUCGCGCAAUCUGUAACGAGCCAACUUCGCUAGCUUGUUCGAGUGAAACAUAAGUCUGUUAGUUUGUAUUGUCAUCAAAAUGGCGAUAUCACUGGAUUACUAAUAUUCCAAAGGCAUUAAUUUAUUUUUAGUCAUAAGGGUGUAUAAAAUAACUUCUUGUAAAUAGACAUUGCUGGUUUAGCAUAAGUUGUAGCGCAAAGGUCUCAUGAAUUUAGUGAUAAAAUGCCAAAGGUUUCUGAAUAUGGUAUUACCGAUUGGUGCAAAUAAUUGGAGUGUCCUUUUGUACAGAAUAGUUAAUUUAAGAAUAUUUCAAUUUAACAACAUUCUUCCGAUCGUGUAGUUUUGUUCACUAUAAACAUAUAUAUUAUAAUUACAUUGUCAUUUUAUUGUUUGGUUCAUUUGAUAAAAAAAAUUAUAAAACAGUGACAGCUUCCCUUUAUAUUUGUAUUUAAAUUUAUUUAAGUUAUAUCAGAAGUAAAGAUACAUACUGCUCCGUAUUGAAUUUAAUUCAUAAUUCUGGUGUUGGAAAGUAAUUUUAUGUUGGCUAGGUUCCUUCUCUAUUUAAAUAUAGUAAGAUUGAUAUCCGUUUGUAUUGAAUAGUGGAGCAGAAGAGAAGGAAAACUAAUGUAACGAUUGAUACUUCUGAACUGCCCUUAAAAGUUAACAUCGAUUAUAUUUAUGAUGAUUUAUUGAAAAAGCAUAUAGUUAAUUUAAAUUCAAGCAAUAAUCAACAUUAAUACAAAAAAGAAAAGGUAAUCGUGAGCCAGUCCAAAUUUUCCUAUUAAGUUUGAGCGAAUUCUUGUAAAGCGAAAAAGGCAUAAACGAUUCUUGACAUAAUACCAAAGCCUUUAAACGCAUGUAGUACAUAAGGUCUCACUAGAGCAAAUACUGUUAUUGAUAAUGAUUAUUAUGUUUCAUUGAAAUGCCAAAAAAAAAGAAUAACAAAACUCACAGUUUUCUCAAAGUUUGUUUUAUUAAAAUCUCUUAAUGUUAACACAUUAACACAUCAAAAAUAUCUACUCUUAAUCUAAAGCAUAUCAAUAAAUGUAUAAAUAAAUGUACAUAGUAUGUUAAAUGGAAUAAACUAAGUUUCGCUUUGUAAACUUGUGAGUUCUCUGCAGCUGUCUUCAAAUUGUUUUAAUUCAAUUAAGUUCUCGAACGCGGGGUCUGUUGUCUUGUUGAUACUUUUUAUUUCUUAUUCCUUCUUUAUCUUAGCUGGUUUGUUUAUACAUAACUGCUUGUUUGAAGGAUGUACGAAUUAUGUAAAAAGUAUUUAGAAUGAAUAUUUUUAAUGCAUCAAUCAUUUACUUUGAUUUGAUUUCCUAGCCUGACUAACAUAUUGUGAUAAUAUAUGGAACUAAUCUCUUGUGCACUGACAAUUAAAAAUGAAAAAGCGAAAAGCUUGUACUAAAACAGGUUUUUUAUUUCCUAGUAAGGCAACAGGCUUUAAUAGUAAAUAUGAACGUGCGACUUACGAAUGGUUUGUAAUAAUUAAAUACCAACUAGCUCAUCAAUUUAAGAGUCACAAUAACUAUUGUAAUUAAAAGUUCUAAAAUAACACAUUUAAUUAUGCACCGCUGCCAUCGAACUCUGUGUAUGCAUUCAAAAUUAAUUUAUGCUUCCACCGCUACAAUCUAAACGGCUAAAUUAUUUUAAUAUAAGCGUUAUUUAGUUUUAGGGGAAUGUUAUGUAAAUAUUGCAGGUACUUAGGUAUUUAAUUAGAUAAGAUUGAUUUAUGGACGCCACGAAUAAUUGUACAUAUGGAUAUGAAUAAACUGACGAUUUAUAAAUA
Molecule: messenger RNA, 3093 nt
Organism: Manduca sexta (tobacco hornworm)
Lineage: Eukaryota; Metazoa; Arthropoda; Insecta; Lepidoptera; Sphingidae
Product: protein CEPU-1
Cellular component (GO): neuron projection
Source: RefSeq, a predicted model, not a curated record